Necator americanus (New World hookworm) is the source of this 381-nucleotide messenger RNA. RefSeq lists its product as uncharacterized. The record is from RefSeq and is a predicted model, not a curated record. Lineage: Eukaryota; Metazoa; Nematoda; Chromadorea; Rhabditida; Ancylostomatidae. The coding region runs from base 1 to 381 and encodes 126 amino acids. The transcript has a single exon.
AUGAGACGACACCACCCGCUGAAUGCCGUGUAUGAUACUGAAGAAGAACUGUUCUUAGGAACAUGGAACAGUAGAGGUGUUGGUGGAGUUGGCGUCCUCGUCAACACGAGUAUGGCAAAAAACAUAGACUCUUUCGAACAACUUGCGACCCGACUCGGACGUCUGCGGAUGAGAAGAUGUGGUCCAAUCCCAACUUUGGCUAUCUUGGCCACGUACGCUCCAACAUCAAGCUACGAAGGAGAAAAAGUGGAAUCUUUCUAUAUGGACCUAGAGAAGUUCUACAGAGUACACCACACUUUCUACAAGGUCAUUGUUGGUGAUUUUGGCGCCAAAAUUGGCCCCAGAAGAACCGCAGAGGAACUUCACAUAUCCAACCUCUAA